Molecule: messenger RNA, 2322 nt
Organism: Gilbertella persicaria
Lineage: Eukaryota; Fungi; Mucoromycota; Mucoromycetes; Mucorales; Choanephoraceae
Product: SPX domain-containing protein
Exons: 2
Coding region: 1-2322 (773 amino acids)
Biological process (GO): phosphate ion transport; monoatomic anion transmembrane transport; polyphosphate metabolic process
Cellular component (GO): membrane
Molecular function (GO): phosphate transmembrane transporter activity
Source: RefSeq, a predicted model, not a curated record
AUGAAGUUCUCACAUUCACUGCAGUUUAAUGCAGUACCUGAUUGGAUUGAUUAUUAUGUUGCUUAUGAUCAAUUAAAGAAGCUGAUUUUUCAAAUUGAAAAAGAAAAGGUGGAUGCUCUUAAUAAUUCUAUUGAUCCUGAAAAGCAAGUCUCCUCCAUCACAGUUGGACAAGACAAGUUCUUGGCUCAACUUGAUUUACAGCUCGAAAAGGUUUUUGAUUUCUACACUCAAAGAGAAGCUGAGCUUUAUGAUCGUCUUGAUGAGCUCGAUAACACAUUAAGAGAGUGCUUACCCCAUCAAAAUCUCUAUCAUGACGACCAACAUCAAUAUCCCAAGCACAACACACCUCUGGAAAAUCUCGAUUCUACAUUUGAUUUGUCUCAAACAAAAGAAGUUGUUAAAGAAAUGCCUCGCAAAAUGUCUUUUGAAUCUCGCAUGUCUACUCACUCCAAUGAUGCUCACCAUACCAACUAUGUUGAACAACUUGUUGACCUUCGAAGCCAACUCAUCUCCCUCUAUGUCUCUUUGUCCGAACUUGAUUCUUAUGUAGAAUUGAAUCGUAUGGCCUUUGAAAAGAUCUUGAAGAAGCACGACAAAGUUCUCGAUGGUGACUUAAGACAACAAUACUUGAAGAAAAUGGUGCUUGACUCCAGACCUUUUAUGCCUCAAACAAUCGAAGCUCUUCGUGCUCAAAUUGAGCGUGUUGAACGUAUUUACGCCGACGCUUUCUGCAAUGGUCAUGUCUCUCUUGCUGUUCGUCAAAUGAAGACACAUUUACGUGACCAAGUCACUUAUGAUCGUAACACUGUUUGGAAAGACAUGGUUGGUCAAGAACGUAAGACUUUGGAUGCUCAUGUCAAAGAAAGCAAGCCAGAAAAAUGCUACACAAUUCCCUGUACUCAAUUUAAGAUUCGUGCUGAACUCUUACACAGCAUCUUGGCUUUACUCUUUUCCGUCGCCGUAUUUGUUGUCUUGCUGAAUGUAAACACAUUUGGUAACAAACAAGAAAACUACUGCUUUGCUCUUCUCAUCUUUGCUGCUUUGAUGUGGGCUACUGAAGCCAUCCCUCUCUAUGCUACUUCUCUUAUGAUUCCCUUCUUAAUUGUCCCUCUUGGCAUUUUGCGCAACGCUGAUGGUACACCUAUGGCUGCUAAGGCUGCUUCUUCUCAAGUAUUCCAUUCUAUGUUUAGUGGUACUAUCAUGAUGCUUCUUGGUGGUUUUGCUCUUGCUGCUGCCCUCUCCAAGUACGGCAUCGCCAAGGCAUUUGCUUCUCAUGUUCUCUCUCGUGCAGGUACUCGUCCUCGCUGGGUUCUUUUAUCUAUCAUGUCAGUUGCUACCUUCUUGUGUAUGUGGAUCUCUAAUGUAGCCACACCAGUUCUCUGUUUCUCUUUGAUUAAUCCUAUUCUACGUACAUUGCCUGAUGGUUCACCUGUAGCACCCUGUCUUUUAUUGGGUAUUGCUUUGGCCAGUUGUAUUGGUGGUAUGACCUCACCCAUCUCGUCACCUCAAAAUAUUGUUACACUUCAAUACAUGUCUCCUAACCCAGGUUGGGGUAUUUGGUUUGGUGUUGCUCUCCCUGUUUCUAUUAUCAGUGUCUUUGUUUGCUGGGGCUUCCUCUUGCUUUUCUAUAGACCUGAUCGUGCUGUUCCUCACUUGAACAGAGUCAAGCCUACUCGUGAUAAGGUCAACAUGAGCCAAGUCUUUGUCAUGCUUGUUACUAUCUUGACCAUUGCUCUCUGGUGCGCUGAAUCCUCUAUUGAAUAUGCUAUUGGUGAUACCGGUAUUAUUGCAGCUAUUCCUCUCUUUGUCUUUUUCGGUACUGGUAUUCUUGGUAAAGAUGAUCUGAAUGCUUUCCUUUGGUCUGUUGUUGUCUUAGCCCAAGGUGGUAUGACACUCGGUAAUGCAGUGACUUCCUCGGGUUUAUUAGAAGAUAUUGCUCUUCGUAUCAAGGACGGCAUUCAAGACCUUCAGCCUAUUGCCAUUCUUGCCAUUUUUGCCUUUUUGAUCUUGGUCUUCUCUACCUUUGUAUCUCAUACUGUUGCUGCCUUGAUCAUUGUCCCUAUUGUUCAACAAGUAGGUCAAAACUUGCCUGUUCCCCACCCUAAUUUGCUGGUGAUGGGCGCUGGUUUGGCUUGUUCUGCAGGUAUGGGUCUUCCUGUCUCUGGUUACCCCAAUAUGUCAGCUAUCAUGAUGGAAGAUCAAACGGGUAAACCUUACUUGAAGACCAAGGAUUUCUUGAUUAUUGGUGUACCCACCAGUGUGAUUGUCACUUUGCUUAUUUUCACCCUUGGUUAUGGUAUCAUGGUUGGUGUUGGCUACUAA